AACGCAUCAUCGUGAAUGCCAACUGCCGUAAAACCUCAAAGAAGAGAAAAGAAGAGUAACCGGAAGUACGCUCUGCGCAUGCGCACUAAGUGUAGUCAGUAACGCAAAAUCGGAAGUUCUUCACAGCUUUUAAAGCGGUGUUAGGAGGACAUAUUCCAGUCAAAAUGAUCAGUAAAGUGAUCGGUCAGAAGUAUGUGGCGAUUGCCAAGUCAUGGAUCCCAACUCUUGCUGUAUGGGGCACAGCCGGAGGCGUAGCUCUGGUCCACUUCACAGACUGGCGAUUGAUUUUGGACUAUGUUCCCUACAUCAGUGGCAAAUUCAAGAAGGACCAGUAGUGGCACUCAGGUUGGUGCUGUUUUUUUUACACAAAGACUUAAAAUACUGAACAAGAACUACUGCAGCCGGUACCUUGCGGUCCAAUUGCAUGCCAGGCCACUGGAAGCUGUCAUCUUCAUCCUGCAGCGCAGUCAACAUUGAACUGUUCACCAUCAACAUCCCAUUAAAUGCACUGGAGUUUCGCAUUUCAACGUUCCUCAACCAGUGAAAACAUGAAUGGAAUAAUAUGAAAACAGAUGAUCAAUGGACUUUUCUUUUCCUACUUAGUUUGGGGUCAGGUAUUUAUUUUAAUCAUCAUCAGUCUCCUGCAUGUUGUGGGUCAAACCUUAUUCACAAAUGGAAAAAUCUGUCCUUCAUGUCAUGCUGUAAUUGUUUUGAAGAGAAUAAGUAAAAUAUGUGAGAUUUAUCCAA
Messenger RNA from Siniperca chuatsi (mandarin fish), 747 nucleotides. RefSeq names its product cytochrome b-c1 complex subunit 10 (gene uqcr11). Gene Ontology annotation, biological process: mitochondrial electron transport, ubiquinol to cytochrome c. NCBI's taxonomy places the organism in Eukaryota, Metazoa, Chordata, Actinopteri, Centrarchiformes, Sinipercidae. Bases 165 to 335 code for a protein of 56 amino acids. The transcript is spliced from 3 exons. Gene Ontology annotation, cellular component: mitochondrial inner membrane. The record is from RefSeq and is a predicted model, not a curated record.